CCUUUUCUCCUCCCUUAUCUCCCAAAAGGAAACUGUUGCUAGUUGGAAUAGCCUUUUUAAAUGUUUGGGAUUCAAGAUACUUUAGGAAGAGGACCAAUUCUGAAAGAUAAAUCUCUAGGUUCUGAAAUGGAUUCCGUCAGGUCCUGGGUCAGAAACGUUGGGGUUGUGGAUGCAAACGUAGCAGCACAAAGCGGAGUAGCUUUGUCCAGAGCUCACUUUGAAAAGCAGCCACCCUCCAACUUGAGGAAAUCCAAUUUCUUUCACUUUGUUCUGGCUCUCUACGACAGACAGGGGCAGCCCGUGGAAAUAGAGAGGACAGCUUUUGUGGACUUUGUAGAAAAUGAUAAAGAGCAAGGCAAUGAAAAGACAAACAACGGCACGCAUUACAAACUCCAACUGCUUUAUAGCAAUGGUGUCAGGACUGAACAGGAUCUGUAUGUUAGACUCAUCGAUUCAGUCACUAAGCAGCCCAUAACUUACGAAGGACAGAAUAAGAAUCCUGAAAUGUGCAGAGUUUUGCUUACCCAUGAAGUCAUGUGCAGUCGGUGCUGUGAGAAGAAAAGUUGUGGCAACAGAAAUGAGACUCCGUCUGACCCCGUGAUCAUUGACAGGUUCUUCUUAAAAUUUUUUCUCAAGUGCAAUCAGAAUUGCUUGAAAACAGCAGGAAACCCAAGAGAUAUGAGACGGUUCCAGGUUGUGCUAUCAACAACAGUGAAUGUUGAUGGACACGUACUGGCAGUGUCCGACAAUAUGUUUGUUCACAACAACUCCAAGCAUGGACGGAGAGCAAGGAGACUUGACCCCUCAGAAGCCACACCAUGCAUCAAAGCAAUCAGCCCAAGUGAAGGUUGGACUACAGGGGGAGCGAUGGUGAUCAUUAUUGGAGAUAACUUCUUUGAUGGGCUGCAAGUUGUAUUUGGAACCAUGCUUGUAUGGAGUGAGCUUAUCACGCCUCAUGCCAUUCGAGUUCAGACACCUCCACGUCACAUUCCCGGGGUGGUUGAAGUGACAUUAUCAUACAAAUCCAAACAGUUUUGCAAAGGCGCACCAGGCAGGUUUAUUUACACAGCUUUAAAUGAACCUACCAUAGAUUAUGGUUUCCAAAGACUGCAAAAGGUCAUCCCAAGACAUCCUGGUGACCCCGAAAGACUAGCUAAGGAAAUGCUAUUGAAACGAGCUGCUGACCUAGUUGAAGCACUGUAUGGAACACCACAUAACAACCAGGACAUCAUUCUGAAACGAGCUGCAGACAUCGCAGAAGCUCUCUACAGUGUACCAAGGAAUCCCGCACAGAUCCCCGCACUGUCUAGCUCUCCUGCUCACAGCAGUAUGAUGGGAAUUAACUCCUAUGGUAGCCAGUUAGGAGUCAGCAUUUCAGAGUCAACACAGGCGAACAACCAAGGUUAUAUUCGUAACACAAGCAGCAUCUCACCCCGCGGUUACUCAUCCAGUUCCACACCUCAACAGUCCAAUUACAGCACUUCCAGCAAUAGCAUGAAUGGCUACAGCAAUGUCCCCAUGUCAAACCUGGGCGUUCCAGGCUCACCUGGAUUCAUUAACGGCUCUCCAACAGGAUCCCCCUAUGGAUUAAUGUCUUCAAGUCCAACAGUUGGCUCCUCCAGCACUUCUUCCAUCCUUCCAUUCUCCUCUUCCGUCUUUCCUGCUGUCAAACAGAAGAGUGCCUUUGCUCCUGUCAUCAGACCCCAAGGGUCUCCUUCUCCUGCCUGCUCUAGUGGCAAUGGAAAUGGGUUUAGAGCCAUGACUGGUCUUGUCGUUCCCCCGAUGUAAGGAAGAGGCAGCUUUGCUCCUCUCCCUCUUCCCUUUUUUCCUCUUUUUUUCAUUUUUCUUUUACAGCACAAAACUACUUAUUGUGAUGGACCACUAAAAAGAAAAAAAUAGCACUACAAGCUCUUUUUUGGGGGAAAGCCAGGCCCAGGAAAAAAAAUAAAGGAACAUUUUUUAUGGAUUGGACAAGAUAGAAGUCUGCAUCUUUUACCUGUUUCAUAUUUCUGACACAACCACGUCAACUCCUAAAACAUUGUGAAUGAAGAAUCAGCCAAGAGCCAGGACGAACAACAGUUGGCAGAAUGGAAUCAGAAAUGCAAAGUCUUUCUUGAAAGACAUGAAACCUUCCUAAGAUUUGUAAAAUAUUAAAAGGAGAAAGAAAUUGGCAAAAUGAUUCAAGCUUGAUAUUUUGGAUACAAUUUGUUUUACUUUGUAGGGGAAAAAAGUUGAAGUUUCUAUUUUCUAUGGAGCCUUUCAGAUAUCGAUUUAGUUUAUGCAGAAAAAAAAUUCAACAAAACAGGGUACCAGCAUGAAAGAAUUUCUAGGACAAACUGACAUGAAUGAUGGAACUUUGGUGUAUGUGUGUAUUUGCUUAUAGUUUAACCUCUUUAAAAAAUGUAAGAUGUUUUACAAUUAUUUAAAUAAAUAAACUUGUAACUUAUUGUAUGUAGAGGUAGAAAUUAAACCCUUUUUUGGAUUUUUUCCUCCAGUUGUACAAUGAAGAAAAAUGAUGCAAAAAUGUAGUGAUAAGUUUGAGAUAUAUUAUGACUGCUGCAAUUGCUCCUCACUUCUUCCCUCUUACUGAAUUCAUGUGCAAGGAUGUAUAGGAUUCUUUCUGAUUAGCAAAAUCAUCAGAAACUUUUACAUACGUUGUGGUAUACAGGUCACUAAUUCACGUAAGAAUUUUCAUCUUCCUCAACUUUCCCCCUUCCAUUUUUUGUUUCAAUUAAAAUAUUCAGGUACUAAGAUUAACUGGUAAGUUUCAAAGACCCUACUGGCAAAUGAGUGGCACUUAGGGAUUUGAACGAAUUGGAUUUUUCAUGAGGUACUGAGUUUAUUUUAUAGAUUCAAUGUAUGAAAUAGGAGGGAAAGGGUCCUCCAACAUAUUGUUUUUCCAUGUAGUUAGAACACCUUAAGUUCAGUUAUACUUCAUAUUAAGGGUGCAUUUAUAAAGGGUAAAUAUGUAUUUGAAUAAUUUAUGCACUUUUAUUCUGAGUCAUUAAAAAUGGUAAGUAUUUUCCAUUUAUAUAUUGAAGUUCAUAGAAGUAAUCAAUUGCUUUGAAUUUUUCUGCAUUUUAGUGUAAAAAAAGUUUAGUUCUCCUUUGCAUCUCCUCUCCUAAAAUUGGAAGGUGAGAACAAGUCUGAUAAAAAAAAUCAUCAGUUAUGUGACUAAACCAGAGACCACUCAAAAGAAUUUGACUGUUGGAAAGCCAUUUUUAGAGGAAAAAAAAAUCAGCUACACUACUUACACCCCACUAAAAUACACACAAUUCAUAGCUGCAUGAAUAGUUGUUCCUACGGUAACAUCGUUAUGUGAAUAAAUAAACCCUUAAUAUAUGGCCCCUGAAACUGUACUUGUCCAUUUGCCCAGUAGUUUUAUCGAUGGGUAAGUAAAAUAGUGUUCUUGGUAAUCCUUAUAUAUGAUAGAUGUUCAAUGCAGUACUGGACUCGGGAUGGUGAACAACUGUGACAACUUGCAUGGCUGAGGUAAUUUGGAGCUCAUUUGGAUUAGUAAUAGACUAGAAAGCCUCUAUCUAGAUCCAUGGUUCAAAUCCAGCUGCAAUGAUUAGUGACUAAGAGGCUCGGUGGUGUGUGUGGUGUAUGACUUGAGAGACCCUCACCUAAUGGACAGGCUUUUGGCAUAGGAGCGCGUUUUGCAAACAUGUAAAAUCAUUCCCUUUGAUAGCCCAGUGCAGGAAAGCUGACUGCCUGUGAGCCUACUGCUGGUGCAGACUGCGUGAGAGCAGGUCCUCCCUCAAGGUCAGUUUUCAGUGUAGCAUACAGUUCAGCUUAGGAGAGAAACGUAUUUAGUGAACCUGGAGAUUUACAGGAUGCGUUUCUUAACCAGAACACAGCACGGCAGAGAAGCCAGGGGACUGGAAAGACAAUGAAACUGGGCUACUCCUGUCAUUCCUCAAGAUGAUGCACUUGUUGGGAAGCUGCUUUGUACUUACUACUCCUGGUUUUGGUAGGGGCUUCAUUAGGUGCAUUUCCAAUGCUAUUGGGUUCAGUUUUUAAAAGGUGGAGGGGGUUUACUGUCUUCUAACAGUCAAGGCCAAAUUUAUCUUAUAGGCAAAAAUGGCAAUUAGAAGCAACUUUAAAGAGAGAUUUGGUGAGAAUAAUGUGUUUUUAAGAAGCAUCAAUAUAGUGAGUCAGUGUCUUACGGUCAGGUUACUAGAAGUGUCUACUUUCCAGAAAAGAUGAAAUAAAAUAACUCACUGUUAAUUAUGGUUGCAAGUUCAUUGACACCACAGGUUCUCUGCACGCCCUUCAUGCCAUCAAAGAAGUAGCAAUCACUGGAGGUCAGCGAGGCAACAAGCCUUGAAGCCAAGGGAUCUCUGAAAUAGGAAAGAAUCACAGGUGUUAGGAAGUCUGGAGUUGUAACUGUGUUCUGCUGUACGUUCACCUUUGAUAACACAACAGGGCACACUGUCUAAACCUCAUCAUUGAUAUUCAGAACAAAACCCCAAAAAAUAAUUAUUUCAUAUAUUCAUAGGUACCAGCAGGCUGAGAGUGGGAGGUCCAAAUUCAUGUUUGGAAUUCUGCAUGCAUACAGGAAAAAAAUAGAUUAAGGAUUAUUAGAGUUGGGAUUAAGACUUCCAUAAAUUUCAGUGAAUACUACACUGAGUCCUACAUUUCAAAAAAAUACCUUGAUGGACCAGGCUCAUUUCUGAUACAUCAUCUACCUUCCCCCAUUUUGACCUACUAAAAAACCCCAAACAGUUCCAAAGCAUAAAGAUGGUGGAUUUUUUUUCCUCCACCCUUCUCUGUAGAGGCUACUUUUAAAAUUCUAUCAUCUCUGCUUAGACUCAAAAUUCUAUGCCCAGCAAAUAUUCCAGAUAAAUAGGAAUUUCUAGACCACAUGCUGAAGAGCAGCAGCUUGCUACCUUAAUUCCUCUCACAUUUUUUACAAAUAAGCUUUUCAUUACAAAAAUCUUAGUCAGGAAGGUUUCCAAUAAAAAACCUGAAACAGUUCAUGGAAAAAGCUAUUCUGUUAAUUGUCCACUCUUCUUUUUUUAUUAUUGCUUAGUCAGCAUAGGCACAUAAAAAAGAUCACUGAAGUCUCGGGAAGAUUCAGGGGAAAAAAAAAUGGCAGGCUGGCUAAAAAAAAGGAAAGGUUCUGAAACGUUCAACAUUCCUUUCACCCUUCAGUUAUUUUUAUUAGCUCCAUCCAGUUGCUCAAGUGGGAGAGCCAUGAGUCCAAAUGAAAAAAAAAGAGAACCUCCCUAGAAAGCUACUUCAAGUACUUACGGGAAGAGAAACAAGUGUAGCUGCCUAUGUUGAUGUAAACAUGGAAAAUGACUACUUCUGGUUUGAUUUGAGCCAAACAAAUGAAAAAAUUAAACAUGGGAAUGGUUUAGAACAUGGAUUUUGGUCAUGCACGGAAAUCAUCGUACUCAAGAUGAGUGUAGAACUUACUGGUAGCUUUACAAAGAAAAAUGUGUGUAAAUAAAUACAAUCAGAAAUCCUUGACCAUGAAAGAAGGACUUUGGCAGUGGCAAAGCACCCAGCAAAAAGGAAAAGUAAUGUAAAAAUUUAUGUGUGAGGAUUUUUUCAGUGUAAUAAGCAAAUCUGUCCUCUUUUAGUUAUUGCUGUUUACUAUUCCCUAACAGCUUUCCUUUUUGCCACUAGAAAGAUGAAAGUGUUGCGAUAGGUAACUACAAAUUUUAUCAUAACUUUGAAAGAGUAUGUUUUAUUUCAUUAUUUAUCUUGGUAUAGCAUCUUACUCUCCCUAUUUCUUUGCACACUUCCAAUAUGCAUGGUUUUUAAAGACCGUUUUCUCCCUUCUGUAAAUUAAGGCCUCAUUUCUCCCUACUGUAUAGUUUUGGGGUUCGUUUGGGGUUGGCUGGUUGUUUUUUUGGUUUUUUGCUUUGUCAGUUAUAUACGGUAUGAAGUUGCUAUGCACAGAGCUUUUGUAAAGAUAGCUUUUUUGUUUACUGUUUUUAAUGGUCCUACUUAUGGAAGACUAUCUUGUUUGUAAAAUGAAUAUGUCUACUUCAGUUUUAAACUUUAAAUUAUCCUAACAAAAAAUAAAAUUUUUGUACUGUAAACAAG
Aquila chrysaetos chrysaetos is the source of this 6060-nucleotide messenger RNA. RefSeq names its product EBF transcription factor 2 (gene EBF2). The record is from RefSeq and is a predicted model, not a curated record. The transcript has 16 exons. The coding region runs from base 61 to 1788 and encodes 575 amino acids. Gene Ontology annotation, biological process: regulation of transcription by RNA polymerase II. Gene Ontology annotation, molecular function: DNA-binding transcription factor activity, RNA polymerase II-specific; RNA polymerase II cis-regulatory region sequence-specific DNA binding. Lineage: Eukaryota; Metazoa; Chordata; Aves; Accipitriformes; Accipitridae.